AUGGGACCAUACCUACCCCCCACUUCUGCCUCCAAAGCUUCCUGUUCUUUUGUGAUAACAGUGGGCAGCAAGGUCUCAGAAGAUACACUGAAAUCAUGUGCUGAUCUCUUCAGCUCCGACUACGGUAUUUGGGAUGAUCAAGCAAGUACAAUUUCAAAGUAUACUUUGGCUGGGAAAAGAGUCAAGAUGACUGCUGCAAAACUACGAACUCAAUGUUUAUCUCACCCAGAGAAUACUCUUCUGGUAACCUACUACAUCCAGGUUGAUCCACUCGACAUAAAGGUAGCUUUCUCACAAUUACAUAAAGGUAGCUUUCUCACAAUUUCUUGCCGAAGCUCACCUUCUGAUUUCAUCCAAGUUGGCUGGGUGACCCAGCUUGUUGUCGAUAAAGCAGUCCGUCAACAUUACAUUGCGACUCAGCUACUGCAAACUCUCAAGUUCCACACCUUAUUCUCCUCUGUCAACAUCGUUGGUCCGGCCUCAUCUCAUCCUGCUGCUUGUAAUGUUUUGGCAAAAUAUGCUGCUGCUAAUAUCAAAGAUGUCAAUCUGGACUUCAUUCGUGAACAUGCUAAGGGGGUUUUGGAAUCCUCGCCUAUCAGCUAUGUGAAGGCUGCUCAAUUGAGGGGCACACUUUUUGAAGACAACUGCAACGACAGAGCUAUCUCAUCUGUGUAUACCAAGUUUUAUGUUGACCAUGCCGAGUACUGGAACAUCACUAAUGCCAAGCCUUUAGCUGUGUUGGAACAGUACAAGAAGAAGGGUCCAUGGUGCUUGGGUGAGCUCCUUGAUGGGCAUGAAUUUCUUGCUAUCUUUCCUAUCGCGCCCAUGAGCCCAGUUGAUCCCAAAAGUUAA
Molecule: messenger RNA, 852 nt
Organism: Suillus bovinus
Lineage: Eukaryota; Fungi; Basidiomycota; Agaricomycetes; Boletales; Suillaceae
Exons: 4
Coding region: 1-852 (283 amino acids)
Source: RefSeq, a predicted model, not a curated record